UAGAUAAGCAACUUGAGAAUGAGGAGGUUUGGUGAACACUGAGGCAGUGAGUCAUUUCCCCCAGACACUGAGGGACAACUGUACACAGAGUAUCCCAAGCCAGGUCAGAGGCUACAUAUUGGGCAAGUAUAGAUACCUGACUCUCUUUGUGGUACCUUUAUUUACCCACAGCUAUGACAGACACCAACAAGAUGACCAUCAAUUUGGCUGUCUUUGGCAGGACUCAGAGCGGAAAAAGUUCUGCAGGGAAUACUCUUUUGGGAAGUGCUGACUUCUACAGCAGUUUCUCUCCAGGCUCUGUAACCGAAGACUGCCACCUGGGCCGCAGCUGUCACCUCCACAGCUUCAUGCGUCGAGGAGGGCAAGAAGUAACCCUGCAGAUACGGGUAUUGGACACUCCAGGGUAUCCACACAGCAAGCUGAACAUGAGACAUGUGAAGCAGGAAGUCAAGAAGGCCCUGGCACAUCACUUUGGACAAGAGGGUCUCCAUCUUGCUCUGCUCGUCCAGAGAGCGGAUGUGCCUUUCUUCAGACAGGAAGCACCUAACCCAGUUCAGUUGAUCCAGGAACUUCUGGGAGAUUCUUGGAAGAAUUACACUGCUGUUCUUUUUACCCAUGCAGAAAAAAUAGAAGAGGCAGGGAUCAGUGAAGAUGAAUAUUUGCACGAGGCUUCUGAUACACUGUUAACUCUGCUAAAUUCUGUUCGGCAGCGGUAUGCUUUCCUGUAUAAAAAAGGUAACUUGUGCAAUGAACAAAGAAUUCAAGUCUUAGAAAGAAUCAUGGAAUUUAUAAAAGAAAAUCAUUAUCAAGUUCUUAGUUUUACAUAAAAUUUAAGUGAAAAGAAAAGAGCACUGGGUAUCAUUUAGGAUAUGGAAAUCUGAUUUUAAAAUCUGCCUUUGUUCACAUGAAUAUUGGAAAUGAGAAUUCCCUGUACUGCUGUAUAGCCAUUUUGGAAAAUUGUAAAUAAAAACUAAUAUCAAGGAUUCAAGAUGUCAAAAUUAUACUCAUAAGUAUUUAUCUAACAGAAAGUGUACAUUUGUGCCUUAAGAUACAUAUACAAAAAUGCUCAUGGUGGCACCAUUCAUAAUGGUUAAGAACUGAAAACUAUCCAAAUGUUCAUUAAUAGAAUGAUGUGCAAAUUAUAGUAUAUUAAUACAGUGAGGUGUUACAGUAAUGAAAAUGAACAAACUCGGUUGUAACAGUAGAAUCAACUGUUUAACUACAAUGUCAAGAGAAAGAAGCCAGACAUGAAAUGUGCUUUGUGACUCCAUUUAUAUAAAGCUCAG
Messenger RNA from Peromyscus californicus insignis, 1286 nucleotides. RefSeq names its product GIMAP family P-loop NTPase domain containing 1 (gene Gimd1). Gene Ontology annotation, molecular function: GTP binding. Bases 174 to 827 code for a protein of 217 amino acids. The transcript has 2 exons. Lineage: Eukaryota; Metazoa; Chordata; Mammalia; Rodentia; Cricetidae. The record is from RefSeq and is a predicted model, not a curated record.